CCUUUAACAUACAUAUAUAUUAUCACGAGUUCUAAUAUAUUUCUAAAUAAUUAUAUUUGUAAUUAUAAUAUUUGUUUAUUUAACAAAAUGAAUUUCAUAUCAAUGCUUUUCUUGUCUUUAACGUGCAUACUUAAAAAACACGUGUAAAUACAGUAAAACUCAAUAAUUUUUCGAAAAAAAAGUAAUGUUAUUGUUGCGUCCCGACUAGGUCGAUUCAUGCAUCAACGUACAAAAUGAAUACGUCGUGUUGUUCAAUAAUGAAGGUGAAUUAGAACGUGUAAUAAACAUGCUAAAUACGAUGGAGGCUGAACUAUCUUACAGCUCGCAGCUAAAUCUUAGCGAACGUACGAUGAUGGUUACGAAAUUAUGGCAAGAAAUCAUGAUGCGUUUUGAAGACAUGGGCUUGGAACAGACAGUAGGUCUCCUCCUGUUUCGUGGGUCUAAUUAUAUCGAAUACGUGGAUUGCGAUAUUGAAGGCGAUACCGGGACAGUGGCGGCGCCAGGGGAGGGCCUGGGCGGGCCACGGCCCCCUCUAAAUUUGUCUUGACCACCCCUUGGCCCCCCUAACCACAAGAGAAAAAAAUUAUUUAAAAGAACAGAUUAUAAAUCGAAAUAUCGAAUAAUUGUGGUUAUAAAUUAUUAUUAUUAUAAGACCGUAUGAUGCCCGUCUGCACGGCUAUAUAAUAUUAUAUCCGCGAGCCGUGCCUAUCUGUGACAUAAUGUCAUUUGUCAACGAUUUAAUAUUUUAUUGACAAUGAGUAUUAUUAUUUUUGUCUACGUUUUACGUUUACAUUUUACAAUUUUACAGUGCAUAAUACAGUUUAAUCGGUUUAAUGUUAUCUAUACCAUGUCGAAUAUGAAAAACAUGAAAAACCCAAUAAUAAUACGAUUUAAAAGACGCGUAGUUAAACAACAAAGAUUAUCAUUAUACUUACGUACUCGUAAAGGAUAUCAUCUUAAACGUUGUAUAAUUUUUAACUUAAUAAUGUCCAAACGAAAAAUAAAUGACUUUUUUGCAUUAGUAAUAAAUAAAAAACAAACUAAUGAUUCUGAUUCAAUUUUGUCACAAAAAAGCAAUGACUUUGGUGAACUCAUUAGUGAAGAUAGUGAAGAAGAAAAUGUUGGUAGUUUAAACAGUAACAGUUCCAGUGAUGAAUCUACAGAUAAUCAAAAUGUGUUUGAGGCAAAUUCAAUAAUAACUCCUACACAUGUAGUUACGCCACUCAAUGUUCGUACAGCUCUUGGUCCCAAAGAUAUUUCACAGACUAUAGAUGAAGGACCAACCCAGCCAAAACUAAAAUAUUACCCAAAGUCCAUUUAUGGAACUGGAAAUUCUAGCCGAGUAAGAGGUUUUCAAGUAGGUUGGUUUGACCAGUUUAAAUGGUUGGAAUAUAGUAAAUUAGAAGAUGCAGUAUAUUGUUUACCAUGUAGAUUUUUUUCAUUUAAACUAAAAACUGAUUGUGAUAAUAUUUUUAAAAGCACUGGGUAUAAAAAUUGGAAAAAUGCACUAUCAAAUAAUAAAGGAUUAUACAAGCAUGAUAAUUCUGAAGACCAUAAACAAAAUGUUGUUACUUGGAUCGAUUAUAAAAAAAAUAAAACUAACAAAACAUCAGUAUUAUCUCAAUUAGGUGAUCAUCAUGCUCAAAUAGUUGUUGAAAAUAGGAAACCUAACUUAGUAUAUGCAACACAGUCUUUACAAUAGAUAGUGUGUAAGCCCCCUACCCUAUACUGAGCCUAUGAAUGGGAAAAAGACCACGAAUUGGGACUUUUUUGGCCCUACCAAAUUUUCAAAGGCCACCAAUGGGCCCCCCCAAGAUAAAAUUCCUGGCGCCGCCACUGUACCGGGACGAUUUUAAGAGCAGAAAAUGUUGAGUACUUAUCUGUAUCAUCAUCCCAAACGGAAAUAAGAGACGUCGUGAUGAGUCAUACACAAGCUGAAGUUUUACUUCAGCUUAAAUACGAAUACGAAUUAUUAGCUCGGGAUGAAGACGAAAUACAAGAAUUUUAUACUAAGGUUCAAAUGAUAACCUCAGUUUGGAGAUUAUCCUAUUUCGUUUCAAACGGUAUAAUGUGCAAAUUGUUAGACUCAUAAUAAAUAUAUAUAAAGUGAAGUUAUGAUAAAAAGUGUACGAAACAUGCUACAUAUGAUGAAGGCCGGACUGUCUCACCGCUAGCAGCUAAAGUUUAACGAGUGUAAUAUAAUGAUUACAGAAUUAUGGCAAGAAGUUGAAAAAUCAGAAUGAUGAAACAUAUCUUUUACAUUCAAUAGCUAUUGUAUGUUGUGCCUUAAUUAAUAUGUGUAGCUCAGUGGUACCCUUGGAUUAAUUGUUUUAAAUUGUUGUAUUAAUCAUACGUAAUUUUAUUAUAUUUUAUUGUAAAAUACUAUAA
Messenger RNA from Aphis gossypii (cotton aphid), 2388 nucleotides. Its product is annotated as zinc finger MYM-type protein 5-like. The record is from RefSeq and is a predicted model, not a curated record. Bases 755 to 1702 code for a protein of 315 amino acids. The transcript has 6 exons. NCBI's taxonomy places the organism in Eukaryota, Metazoa, Arthropoda, Insecta, Hemiptera, Aphididae.